UUUAUGGUAUAUUCCUUUUUUUAUUUUCCAAUUGGGUACAGUUUACAAAAGACAAAUUGACAACCAAAAGUAAGACUUUACAGCCAAAAUCAAUUGCAAUAUUGUAGGAGCAUAUAUGCUGAGAUGGGUCCUUAUGUGGUGGUUCAGUCAAAGAAGGUCCACCACUACCCGUGAAAGCAUUCUUACCACAUGUUAUUACCAAGGUAUUUAACAUGACUUCUUGCACUUUGGCCUAUAACUAUUAUUAUUGCAGAAUGGUCCCUGCAUUUAUGUGGCUAUUAUGAAUUUGGAUGAAGAUCCUAUUUUCUCAUUUAAUUUCUUAUUCUUUGUCUCACCAGGCCAAUUAAAUUGCUUUUACUAUUUAGUGUCUCAUUCUAUUAUUCAUUCUGCUUCCCAUUCUCUAUUAUUGUUUUCUCAUAUGUACGUAGGAAUAACAAUGGUACUGACUACUGAGCAAUGUAUGUUGUUUUUAAAUUCUACUUAACAAUGUUGUUUUUAAAGCAACGACCUCUUGCUGUCUAAGUUAUCAAGUUAACUUCUACUCUUUUAGGCAACUGUCUCAACAUAUAAAACUAAUUUGUUAGAAUUGAGUCAAGUCCGCCUUACUGAGGUCGAAGCUGUGAUGCUUUUUAAGUGAUCGACUUGAUGGCUAACAGUUAACCGCCGCUGCAAUUGAUCCAACCAUUUUAGAUAUCAUUUUAACAACAUAGUAAGUUACAUACAACUCAUUUUGCUCUUUUACUCUGAUUUUGAGUUGAUUUAAGUGUUAGUGUGUGUUUUGCAAGUAUCUCCUUUGUUGUGGAUAUCCUUUGCUCCACUGUCCUUACCACCAAGCUUACAACCGUACAUUUUGUCCAGCAUUGUCACGCUCCUUCGAAGAACCACCCUAUUCAUAUUCUGAAAAAAUUUAUAUAUAAAUGUAGAUUCUUCGUGGAACAUUCUAACCAUUUCACAUUUGGUGGAACAUUCUAACCAUUGCACAUCACAUGCUAUGUAGCUACGUUGUUGAAUCAUAGAAUGCCAUUUGAUUAUUGAAAGGAAGAAUGAGCACUUUCACAUUAGGUUCCAAUGGUGACCAUAAAAGAUGUGGAAGAGACAUGAACUAAUUGAAAAUGUUAGGAUAUCUUACACACAAUGAAUUAUCAGGACAUAAAAAAAGAUGGACCAGGAGAGAGCCCUUUUGAUGAAGAGGUGAUCCAGUCCAAUUAUCUACCGCCUCUGCAUUCGAAUAGCAGGCUUCCUUGUGCUAGCCCAGCUAUAUAAGGUUCACAUGAGAGUCCACACACUACAAGAAAAAACACUUUUAGCGACACUUUUUUUGAGGCAAUAACACUAUUGCCGCUACUUUAAUAAAAAAAUAAAAAAAUUUGUGCUUAACAAUGAGUAGUCGGUAAUAAUCUCAUGUUUAACGGUAAUUGGGGACUAAAGCCACCAAUGAAAGACCCACUCUCACGAGCAGAAUGAAUAGCUCACAUUUCCACUCGAAGCCACCACUGUCCCCUCUCACCGAAGCCACCACCGUCCCCUCUCUCACCGAAGCCACCACCGUCCCCUGAAACCUGUUCGUGUGAAGGCGAGAACGACAAGGAGAUCGCACGAAGUGUGAAGUGAAGCUGUGGGAUUAUAUGUUCAAGCUAUGUUGAUCAACGAUUUGGGGAUUAUCGGAUACUUUCAGGGAGGAAAUUUGUGGUUGGCUGCAAGUUUGUGAGGGCCCUGUCAUGCUACAUCAUAUAUUUUCUAGUCACUCUUCUAAGUUCUAACUACAUACUCUUGUUAUGUAGGUCCUUAAUGAUAAAGGCUAUGAUGAGGCCACUGCAUACUUGUGGUCUUGUAGGGUGAUUCUCUUUGUAUUGGUUGCAGGUGAUUCGCUAGAUAGAGCACCAUCAGGAACAGUCCAUUAGAGCUUAAUCUUAAUACACCACAACCAAGUCUAUUGCUUCCUAUUCUUUCCCACAGCCAGAUAAAAGUAGUAAUUUGGAAUCUUCUGGACUUUUAGAAGAGAAGACAUAUCAUGGACAAUCCUAGAAGUAGAAUGUGGAUGGACUAUGAUAGAGUUAGUAAAGAAUAUUUAGAUGGAGUGGAAUCAUUUUUAGACCAUGCAUUUCGGGAGAGCAAUGGAGAAACAAUUCCAUGCCCUUGUAAGAAAUGUGUGCUACACUAUGUAGUUAAUCGAGCAAUGGCUUAUGAACACCUAAUGGUUAAUGGUAUUAUACCAUCAUAUGACACUUGGUUUUGUCAUGGGGAGUCAAUUAAUGUGCUAAAUCGCAAAGAGGAAACUAAUUGUAGAGAAGAAGCUUUUAGAGGUGAUGAUAUGGUAGGGUUGAUACAUGAUGCUUUUGAAGGCUUUAAUCAAUCCAUGGGUAAUAACAUUAGUGAUGGAGGUGAUAUUGAGUCAAACUUGGAUGAAAAUCUUACUCAUACAUCAAGAAAUCAAUCUCAUCCAGAGGUGGAGAAGUUUGAACAGUUAAUGAAAGAUGCAAAUGAAGAACUGUACAGUGGUUGCAAGAAAUUCAGCAAACUUUCUUUUGUUUUACAUCUUUACCAUAUAAAAAGAUUGUUCAAAUGGACAAAUGAGUCUUUUGAUGCUUUGCUUGGGCUAUUGAAAGAUGCAUUGCCUGAGGGAGAAAAGUUACCUUCUUCUCAUUAUGAGACCAAAAAAAUAGUUGGGAGGUUGGGCUUAAAGUAUGAAAAAAUCCAUGCUUGUCCAAAUGAUUGCAUGCUUUUCAGGAAUGAAUUGGCGGAUAAGAAUGUUAAUAAAUGCAUAAAAUGUGGGGCUUCUAGAUGGAAAAAUGAUGAGAAAAAAGUUCCUGCCAAGGUCCUAAGAUAUUUCCCUCUAAAGUCAAGGUUGCAGAGAUUGUUUAUGUCUUCAGAAACUUCUAGACUGAUGAGAUGGCAUGAUAAGGGGCGCAAUAAAGAUGGGGAUUUACGGCAUCCUGCAGAUUCUGAAGCCUGGAAAAAAUUUGAUGACCAACAUCAGGAAUUUGCUAAGGAUUCUCGUAAUGUCCGCUUGGGAUUAGCUAGUGAUGGCUUUAAUCCAUAUAGUUCAAUGAAAGUUUUUGAUAGUACAUGGCCAGUUAUUUUAGUUCCGUAUAAUCUUCCACCAUGGUUGUGCAUGAAGCAAGAUUGUCUUUGAUAAUUGUUUAAUCCUUAAUGUUUAGGUUAAUGAUUUAGAGUCUACAUUUGAUAUCUCAAAAGACCUAAAAGCCCUUGCACAAGGACCAAGCUACAUAGCAAGAAGAUUCAAAGCAUUUGAUGUAAAUAAUGGGUAUCGAUUUAGAACAAAAAAAUAUGAAGAGUUCAGGAAGACGCAAAAUAGUGGCGUCAUGGUUGUUUCUAAGACAGAAAGUUAUGCAAGUACAAGUGAUAAUGCUCCAAAGUCAGCAAAUGUAGUCUAUUAUGGAAGAUUGAGUGAUAUAAUAGAGUUAGAUUACUUUGAAGAAUUUAAGGUUGUCUUAUUUAAAUGUGAUUGGGUUGAUGUAACCCGAGGUAGAGGUCUUAAAGUAGAUGAAUGGGGUUUUACACUUGUGAACUUCUCUCACCUAAUACAUUAUGGAGAUCGUGAAAGUCAUGAACCUUUUGUAUUUGCAAACCAAGCCCAACAAGUGAUAUUUGUGCAAGAUCCUCAUGAUCAUCAUUGGUUUGUACCUAGGCUAAUGAAACCUCGAGAUACUUUUGAUAUGGGAGAAGUACACAAGAUGCAAUUUUCGGCAUCAUUGCAAAAUGAUACUAUGAUGGUAGAAAAUAUUUGUCAAUCAGAAGAUGACCACAUUGAUUGGGUAAGAAAUGAUGUGGAUGGUGUAGAAAUUGAAAACUCUUCUUCUAGUGGAGAUGAAGCUGACAAUGAUGAAGGAAAUGAAAAUGAAUAUGGUAGUGAUUCCGAAUAACAGGACUUGUCUAAUCCUUUCCUUGCCAAGGCAAUCCAAGGUGCUGAUUUUUGUGAUGUGUGUUGAUUUGCUUUUAGGCUUGUUUGAUGUUGCUGGAGUGGAAUCUCACAAGAUGAGGACGGGUCAUGAUCCUGAUUUCUAUGAUGUGUGCUGCUUUGUUUUGCUUAGUUUUUGCCUCUGAACUUAUUGUUUCCCUUUGUAUCCUCCUUGUUUUUCUUGUAUGUUUCCUUUUUUUACCUAUCUCUGAGUAGGUUGUUCUCAGACUAGUCUUUUUAAAUACAUUCUUCUCUUUUCGGGGAAAAAAAACUCAUGAGCUGUAUCACUUAGAUGUACUUGAUAUUUUAGUAGGGAUUUAAGACCUACAAUGGUUUAUUUGUAAAAAAAUUCAAUUAAAAUUUUAUUUCCAUAAUAAUAGAAAAUGCCAAUGAAAUGAGAUCUUGAUA
Lotus japonicus is the source of this 4327-nucleotide messenger RNA. RefSeq lists its product as uncharacterized. Bases 2012 to 3133 code for a protein of 373 amino acids. The transcript is spliced from 7 exons. The record is from RefSeq and is a predicted model, not a curated record. NCBI's taxonomy places the organism in Eukaryota, Viridiplantae, Streptophyta, Magnoliopsida, Fabales, Fabaceae.